This is a messenger RNA of Medicago truncatula (barrel medic), 1767 nucleotides long. Its product is annotated as aminotransferase ALD1, chloroplastic. Gene Ontology annotation, molecular function: transaminase activity; pyridoxal phosphate binding. The transcript is spliced from 10 exons. The record is from RefSeq and is a predicted model, not a curated record. Gene Ontology annotation, biological process: biosynthetic process. Bases 123 to 1445 code for a protein of 440 amino acids. Lineage: Eukaryota; Viridiplantae; Streptophyta; Magnoliopsida; Fabales; Fabaceae.
CCUUUGCUUAUCUAUAAAUUGUUUUUGUGCAUAUAAGCACAAUUGCAAUAUAGUCAUAAAAAAAUAAGAGCCAAACCUUAAGAGUAUAAGCCUCUAGUUAGAGAACAGAUAUCUAGCAUAAAAUGUACAAGACAUCAAAUUUCAGUUCAAAUUCUUUGCAGCCUAGGAUGUUAGUGAACAGGUUUUCAUGUACCUUGAGUAACCAAAGAGUGAGAAUUGGACACAGCACAAAGGUACCUCGGAAUGUAAACAUGGAGAAACUGCAACAUGGCUAUUUAUUUCCUGAGAUUGAAAGACAUGAGCUUCUUCACUUAAAGAAGUAUCCACAUGCAAAUGUGAUAGACCUUGGAAUUGGUGAUACUACAAAACCCUUACCAGCGAUUGUAACAUCAAGCAUGGUUGAUUUUGUGCAUGGUCUUUCAACAGCAGAAGGUUAUAAAGGAUAUGGACCUGAGCAAGGUGAAAAGGCUUUGAGGAAGGCAAUUGCUCAUAAAGUUUACAAAGAUCUAGGGAUAAAACCCUCAGAGGUUUUUGUUUCAGAUGGUGCACAAUGUGAUAUUUCUCGUCUUCAGCUGCUUAUGGGUCCCAAUCUGAAGAUAGCUGUACAGGAUCCAUCCUUUCCGGCCUACAUAGACUCAAGUGUCAUAAUUGGUCAUGCUGGCAAGUUUGUAGAUAGAAUUGGCAAAUAUGAAAACAUAGAAUACAUGACAUGUGGGCCUCAAACUGACUUUUUCCCAGAUCUGCAUACCACUUCAAGGGCACAACUAAUUUUCUUCUGUUCACCUAACAAUCCUACUGGCCAUGCAGCAACAAGAAAACAAUUGCAGCAACUUGUGGAUUUUGCCAAAGUUAAUGGAUCAAUCAUUAUCUAUGACUCUGCAUAUUCUGCUUAUAUAACUGAUGGUAGUCCUAAAUCAAUCUAUGAAAUUCCUGGAGCCAGAGAGGUUGCAAUUGAAGUGUCAUCCUUCUCUAAAUUUGCCGGCUUCACAGGUGUUCGCCUUGGUUGGACAGUGGUCCCUGAAGAACUGUUAUAUUCAAACGGCUUCCCUGUUUUGCAUGAUUUCAACCGCAUAGUGUGUACCUGCUUCAAUGGAGCAUCCAACAUAUCUCAGGCUGGGGGACUAGCAUGUCUUUCCCCAGAGGGUCUUAAUGCUGUGCAGUCCCUUGUUGACUACUACAUGGAGAAUGCAAGAAUACUGGUCACUGCUUUGACCUCUCUUGGUUUGACAGUUUAUGGUGGUAAAAAUGCACCCUAUGUUUGGGUCCGAUUUCCAGGCUCAAAGUCUUGGGAUGUCUUUGCUGAAAUUCUUGAGAAUACACACAUAAUUACAAUUCCAGGGAGUGGUUUUGGUCCAGGUGGUGAAGGGUAUAUAAGAAUUAGUGCUUUUGGCCAGAGAGAUUCUAUUAUUGAAGCCUCAGAGAGACUCAAAUACCUUCUCUACUAGGAGGGAUUCUAACGUUUUAUUUCUGAAACCUAUUCAUAAAAUAAAGCAAAAUGGCAAAUAUGAACCUUCACCACUUCUAUGAACUAUAUAUACUAUCUUCGUCUAGUUAUAAUACAUUGUGUAUUUGCAGCGUAACGAAUAUGUGGAACUCAAUCCUUUACUGUCACAACUGACAGUUACAGAACAAAUGUAAGGUUGAAUGGUAAUUUAGAGAGCUUGAAUUAAGCUCGUGAAUGUUGGUUGAGGAUAGGAUUCUUCUCUUUACUUACAAGUAUUUGAAGUUACUAAAGUGAUGCUAUUAAUUGCAUUGGUUUUCUGUCAA